AUGGCCGGAAAAGUAUUUCUUCUUCCUCACAAUUCGACUAGUCAACAGUUGGUAGAACUCUUUCACCCGGUUACCAAACAUACUCUCAGAUAUAUACUCACGUCUGACGAAUUAUUGCACGUCUUGAAGGUAGGCGACUCUACUCAACAACGUUCUUGGUUUAUAGGAGAUCAAGUUAUCUCUGACGGGCACAUUUAUAUAUGCGCUCCAGUAGAUAUAGUGAUUUUUCUACUCCCUGUGCUUCAAGAGUUGACUUGGAAUCGUCGAUUUGAACCUUGUCGUUUCUUAUCAUUUGAUGAUAUAUUGGAUCAUUUUAUUGCCCAAGGGGCUCACUAUUCACGGGUUGGUCAAAUUCUUGGCUCGAAAUUAGAAUACACACUGCAGAGAAUAUGUAAAAUAAACGCAGCAGUUGGUUCAUUACCAAAAACGUAUCAAUUGGAUAAAGAUGCGGUGAUUCAAAUGCUUCUUCGAAAACUAAGAGUUGCUCAAGAAAACCUACCAACAAGUAUAAUUCGUGAGUUGAAUCGUCAAUUAGCACCAUUAGACUUGGACAGCCCUAUCCCUGAAGAUAUGUUUCAGUUGGCUUGCAAAGAGCAUGCUGGGUCCCUUGUUUUGGAAGACUUUUCCGAAGACUGGUUUAAUCAAAUAAUUUCUUGGGAGAAAGAAUUAUUACCAUUGCAUACAUACGUAGGACAACUUAAUGAAGAACGGAGAAAAAAGAAAGAACAAGAAGAACUAUCGGUUUCUAGGAAAAGGCCGCUUGGCGUUAAUAACGACUCAAAUACCGCAAAAUCAUCCACAAAGGGCAAUAGUGGGAGUAAGAAGUCUAAAAAUUUUUCUGGAGAGGGAAUGGCAAAGAUAUCUUCUUUUUUUCAAAAAAAAUGA
Messenger RNA from Schizosaccharomyces osmophilus, 885 nucleotides. It is a transcript of the gene rnh202, whose product is annotated as ribonuclease H2 complex subunit Rnh202. NCBI's taxonomy places the organism in Eukaryota, Fungi, Ascomycota, Schizosaccharomycetes, Schizosaccharomycetales, Schizosaccharomycetaceae. The transcript has a single exon. The coding region runs from base 1 to 885 and encodes 294 amino acids. Gene Ontology annotation, cellular component: nucleoplasm; ribonuclease H2 complex. Gene Ontology annotation, biological process: RNA catabolic process; ribonucleotide metabolic process. The record is from RefSeq and is a predicted model, not a curated record.